GUCGCGAGAGCACGGAAGGGCGCGACGACGCUCGCUCACUCACGCACGCUCGGAUGGUCUCGCGCGCGCACAGCACUUUGUUUUUCGGUCAUGCGGCAUUGGUCCCGUGUCAGCACGGUGCUUAGUGAAUCCUGUGAGAGAAGGAGAGGAAAACCAGGCCAGUGGGAGCUGUCGAGGAUUUACAGUGCGACCGCCGAAAGGAUACGCGCGCUAUAACGACUGUGAUCAGUGAUUAAACGUUUUUUGACUGAAUGAUGCAAUCGGAAAAAUUACGGAAAUGUCCUCCAAGCGAAAACAAACAUAUAAGUGAAAGAGACAAUCAAAUGAACACCGUUUUAUAUCCCUUAUUAUUUUGCCAACAACAUUGAAAAGUCCAUCACAGCCUUUACAGAACUUCCCGUCGUCCCAAGAUGAGGCCGAAGUCGUGGUGGUGGCUGUGGGCGGCGGCUGUGGUGAGCGUGUGUGGCGUAGGAAGCCCAGGUCAGGCGUUCACACUCGAGGGCUACUUCAAGGUACUUGCUCUGGCUGCCAAGAAGAGGGACGUCUGGAGGAAAAUAUUCUUAGGGAAGGACCUGGGCUUCGACGUCUCGCCUUGGCUCUUCAAGGACCGAGUGAGGCCGCCCUACGUGCCUGUGCUCACCAGCUUCCCUCGGUCGCCCUUCUUCGGGCACUACACCAGUGAGAGGAAUCCCGCCCCCUCCUCCCCCGCCAGCUCUUCCUACACCUUCUACGACGGGCAGGUGUCGAUGCCGAAUGCCAGGAGGCACUAUACGUAUCCUGAAGCGAGAAGAGGCUGGGGAGCCGGAGGAGGAGGUGGUGGUGGUUGGCUGAAGGGCAUGGCGGCGUUCCAAGGUCUCCAGAGGAACGGCGUCGUUGGCCAAAACUACUUCGGAGGGUCGGCAGAAGGAAGUCCAAUGCACAUCCGGCACCGCAGGGACACCACGGCCGCGCUGGAGGGGGAGGAGGGCCGCCGGCGCAGAAGGGCGGCUUCUCGAGGGGGCGCGAGGGAGGCUCCACAGGCGCGCAGCCGAUUUCAGGUUUUCACGUAUCUCGGCUACGAAGGCCUCCCCGAGAGAUAACCCGACGCGCAGGGGGAUCUU
Messenger RNA from Penaeus vannamei (Pacific white shrimp), 1100 nucleotides. The record is from RefSeq and is a predicted model, not a curated record. NCBI's taxonomy places the organism in Eukaryota, Metazoa, Arthropoda, Malacostraca, Decapoda, Penaeidae.